Messenger RNA from Drosophila willistoni, 1535 nucleotides. Its product is annotated as probable serine/threonine-protein kinase DDB_G0267686. The transcript has 2 exons. The coding region runs from base 190 to 1305 and encodes 371 amino acids. Gene Ontology annotation, cellular component: transcription regulator complex; nucleus. Gene Ontology annotation, biological process: regulation of transcription by RNA polymerase II. Gene Ontology annotation, molecular function: DNA binding. The record is from RefSeq and is a predicted model, not a curated record. NCBI's taxonomy places the organism in Eukaryota, Metazoa, Arthropoda, Insecta, Diptera, Drosophilidae.
AUUGUCAUGGUCUGUUGCUGCUGCUGCUGCUGUUGAGAGAGAGAGAGCAAACCAUAAAAAAGAGCUCACAAGAGAGUUCUCUCUGUCUCUCUCUCUGGACUCUUGAAAUACGUCGAAUGCGAAAAACGAAACGAGAGAGAGAGAGCACUUUUGGUUUGUUUUUCAGUUGACUGAUAAAGACGCAGGCAAAUGGAUGUGAACAAGUUGAUUGCUGAAAUUCGGCUAAGGCCGGCUUUAUGGGAUCCAACACAUCCGGAUCAUAAGAAUCGCACGGAGACAAAACGCAUUUGGCACAAUUUGUCUGAAAUAAUUGGAGCUAGUGCGGAUGAUUGCCGAAGUAAAUGGAAGAACUUGCGUUGCAGCUAUCGUCGACAUUGUCGGAAUGCUUUGAAUAAGUCUCAACUUGGCGAAUCCAUGGGCUCUGAGUGGCCAUACUCGGAGCCCAUGAGUUUCUUGGAUAUGCAUGGCCUGCUUAACGACAGCAUCGGCGGGAACGAUGGGAACGACAAUGGGAAUGAUGUGGGCGAUGCGGUGGCGGACACAGAUUCCGCCAUGUCAUUCAAGGAGGAGCCAAUGCCCACAGAUGAUAUGGAGGCGGACAACGAUGCCCUCAUGGAGGAGUUUCGUAAUGUGGCCACACCGCAGGCAUUGAGGCGGCUCUCCCAUAGCAUUUCUCUGGCCAGUGCAGCAGCCGAGGAGCAGGCCCAUGUCGUCCCAAUGGCUUCUGGCCAGUCAUCCACUAUCCAGUUUCCCAGCCUGAAGCUCGAAAAUGUUCGAUAUGGAGUCGGUGCGGGUGUUGGUGCUGGUGCUGUUGCUGCUGCGGGUGCUGGAGGUGGAGGUGGAGGUGGUGGAGUUUGUGGAGUGGGCACAGCCACGGCAGCAGCUGCCGCUAGUAGUUGUCAUUGUGCCAAACGUGUGGAUGAGCAGGUUAAUUUUCUGGAGAAUCUUAAACGCGAGGAACAACAAUUGAUGCAGUCGACCAAUCAAGAUUUGGCACGUUGCAAAAAUGUAUUGCAUGUGGGUGACUCUGAUUACAAUUAUCUAAUCAGCUUUUUGCCACUUAUGAAGCAAAUGUCGCCACUCCAAAAUGUUUUCUUUCGCGCCAAAAUGGGUGAGCUAUUGCUGCAGACAAUGCAGCAGCCGCCAGUGGGGCAGCAGCAGCAACAGCAGCAACAACAGCAGCAACAAGCACGGCAACAACAGAUGCAACAGGAGCAACCACAGCCCUCGCAAAUGUUGUUGAACCAACAGCAGAUGGCCUUGGACCAGGCCCAAGUGAGCACCAGCUCCACAAAUUGGAAUUGAGACUGAGAACUAAAAAUGAAUUGAACCUGAGCUCUCUCAGUAUGAGUGAACUCUAUGCGAGAGUUGCGAGCGCGCAUGUCCAGUGCACAGUGGGUCAAAAUGUUGAGCUUAAAACGUUUGCUGUUACAUAUAACAAAAUAUUGCACUCCAAGUGCUAAAUUUUUUUUUUCUCAAAAUAUUAAGAUAAAAAUAAAAAAAAAGUUGAUUGACAUUCUUCGAUUAUGUGAAAA